AGAGGAGAGCUAAGUUAAACUCAAAACCCUUGGACUUGUAUUGUCAAAAAGUCAUAUCGUCUUCUUCCUGUCCGAAUCGUACGUCAAUUCUUCCAUCUUUCUCUCUCUCCAUCAGCUUCCAUUUGCGCCAGUCCGAUUGAGGAGAAAUUGUUUCACUUCAGGGACUAUCAUAUCCAGCUUGAUUUGGGAUAGAGACGACAGACACAAAUCUGAGCGUUCGCGUAUUUCGUCGGCAUGCAGUUUUGGGGAUGACAGAUUGAGCCCAGGAGAAAGAAAGGCAGAGAAAGAGAGAUGGUGAGUCAGGUGAAGAGGGAGACGAUGAAGGCAUGCCUGAGCUGCCCUCUCUGCGACCACAUCCUCCGUGACGCCACCACUAUCUCCGAGUGCCUUCACACAUUUUGUAGGAAAUGCAUCUACGAGAAAAUCACAGAGGAUGAGAUAGAGUCUUGUCCAGUAUGCAAUAUCGACCUCGGUAGCACCCCAUUGGAGAAGCUUAGGCCUGACCACAAUUUGCAAGACUUGAGAGCCAAAAUAUUUCCUCUAAAACGAAGAAAAGUGAAAGCUCCUGAAAUUGUGUCCUUACCAGCAAGGAGGAAGGAGAGAUCUAUGUCGUCUUUGGUUGUAAGCACACCUAGCGUGUCAGCACAAACGGGAAGAAGAACUAAAGCGGCCACGAGAAAAGAGUUACGUGAUAGUGGUUCGUUGGCUGAGAGAACUGUCAAAAAAGAAGAAUCUUUUGGGGAUGAUCUUCUAGAGAACACAAGCUCACCCGACAAAUUCACUCAGAAUAAAAAGGAGGUAAAGAAGUCAUAUGCAGAGUCCUUCUCCAAUAAAGAAAAAAAAGAUGGUGAUGAACCCUGGGAUUCCAAAAUGGAUUGGAAACCUUUAAAUUUUCUGGUCGAUGUGGCAAACAGGACAAAGCCGUUGAAGUCUUCUGCUUCUCAAGGGCAAGGCUCGAAAUCUGAGCACGCUAAAGCAUCUCACAAACAGUUUCAAGGGAGAAAGACCAAAUUUAAGGAUCAAAAAAGUAGAUGUGAACGUGAGGAUGAAACGACUAAUCAUAGUGAUCCUACAACAUCAGAAACUGCUACUCCUAAAAGAAUGCGUAGGACUGAACGCAAAAGGUCUGCCACCAACUUUGGUGAUACAAGAAAUUCACCACAACAAGAUGAGUCAAGUGCAAAACGGGAGAGGAGAUAUGGUCCUGUUUGGUUCUCACUUGUGGCGUCCAGUGAUCAGGAAGUUUGUUUGCCUCAAAUUCCUGCAAAUUUUUUGAGAAUAAGGGAUGGAAAUAUUCCAGUUUCUUUCAUACAAAAGUACCUCAUGAGGAAGCUAGAUCUCGAGAGUGAAAGUGAGAUAGAGAUAAGAUGUAUGGGAGAAGCGGUGAUGCCGACGCUGGAGCUUCAGAAAGUGGUGGAUCUAUGGUUGCAGAGAAGUUCAAAUCGCCAAAGGUUUGCUGCAUCGAUUGGUUCCUCUGCAAAGGAUUAUAUGAUGGUGCUUGUCUAUGCUCGGAAGCUUCCGGAAUGCAACAAGUGAAGAACUUUAGAGACUCUUUUUGCAUGAAGAAUAUUCUUUGGAGGCAGGGUAAGCUUUUUCCCUCUCUAUGGAAUCUCUCAAAGCAAUACAAGAGAGAAACAUUACCUGCAGGAGAGGCUGAUCUGUUCAAGAAAAUCCAAAAUUUGCUUCUUUUACUACGUGUCCUUUUUGGGCUUGCAUGUGUAAUGUUGUUGUCACUUUAUUAUCAAGUGUUGUAGUUCAGAUUUUAGAUUGAUUUAUAUGCAUUUUAUUCGGCACGACUUCACUUCUAUGGAAGUUGUAGUUUCGAAUUAGGUCUCGAGUGUUGACAUCGGAACAAAUGGAGUGGAAACAAAGUCUUG
Molecule: messenger RNA, 1877 nt
Organism: Eutrema salsugineum
Lineage: Eukaryota; Viridiplantae; Streptophyta; Magnoliopsida; Brassicales; Brassicaceae
Product: E3 ubiquitin protein ligase DRIP1
Exons: 7
Coding region: 292-1536 (414 amino acids)
Molecular function (GO): ubiquitin-protein transferase activity
Source: RefSeq, a predicted model, not a curated record